AUGAAGGAUGAACAUAAUAUUAAAUUCACUGCUCAAGAUUUAUAUGACAAGAAAGCAGACAAAACAGAGCUUCAAACAUUAAAGACAGAAAUACUUCAAACAUUAUAUCCUAUAGGCUCUAUUUAUACGUCAAUGAACUCAACAAAUCCAGCAAGUGUUUUAGGUUUUGGUGAAUGGAAGCAGAUUGUAGACAAAUUCUUAUACUGUGCUAACUCUUCAAAGCAAACAGGAGGUUCGAAGAAAAUUAAAGAAGCAAACCUUCCACCGCACACUCAUACAGGAACUACAAACACAACAGGUAGUCAUUCACAUUCAAUAACAAAAAGAGGUUAUACAAAUCUUGCAGCAGGUUCGGAUAGACAGGGAAUGCAUAGAUAUGAUAUUUCAAGCGACCCAGUAGAUUCAAGCGCAGGUAUUUUCUGUGGAACCACAGGAAAUCAUUCACACACUUUCACAACAAAUCCAACAGGCUCGGGUGCAGAUUAUAUGCCACCAUUUGUGACUAUAUUCGCAUGGUACCGCGUUCAAUGA
Molecule: messenger RNA, 531 nt
Organism: Trichomonas vaginalis G3
Lineage: Eukaryota; Parabasalia; Trichomonadida; Trichomonadidae
Product: phage tail repeat-like family
Exons: 1
Coding region: 1-531 (176 amino acids)
Source: RefSeq, a predicted model, not a curated record